This is a messenger RNA of Parnassius mnemosyne (clouded apollo), 1089 nucleotides long. NCBI's taxonomy places the organism in Eukaryota, Metazoa, Arthropoda, Insecta, Lepidoptera, Papilionidae. The record is from the annotation of a GenBank genome assembly.
AUGGAUCCAACCGAAGACGAAUUCUAUAGCAUAUGCUUAAACCUAACCAGUGAGGAAAUAGACAGCCUUGGCGGAUGCAAUUACAGCGCUGAGUUUGAGAGUGGCGAACUGUUGGAGAAAGUUGUGUCGCGGGUUGUACCCAUUUUCUUCGGCUUUAUUGGAAUUGUUGGCUUGGUGGGAAAUGCGUUGGUUGUGCUAGUAGUUGCAGCUAAUCCUGGCAUGAGAUCCACGACCAACCUGCUGAUAAUCAAUUUGGCGGUUGCUGAUUUGCUCUUCGUGGUCUUUUGCGUUCCUUUCACAGCCACUGACUAUGUAAUGCCACGUUGGCCUUUCGGUGACUGGUGGUGUAAAGUUGUCCAGUAUUUUAUCGUUGUGACCGCUCAUGCGUCCGUUUACACUCUUGUGUUGAUGUCCUUGGACAGAUUUAUGGCAGUCGUGCAUCCAAUAACAUCGAUGUCUAUACGGACUGAAAAGAAUGCUUUACGAGCGAUCGCUUGCAUUUGGGUGGUAAUCUUAACUACUGCUAUACCGGUUGGAAUCUGUCACGGAGAAAGAGAGUAUUCCUAUUUCCAUAGGAAUCAUUCAUCGUGUGUAUUUUUGGAAGAUCACGGGUACAGCAAAUGGGGUUUUCAGCUCUCAUUCUUUCUUUCUUCCUAUGUGGUGCCACUAGCCUUAAUCAGUGUUCUAUACAUGUGCAUGUUGACGAGGUUAUGGAAAAGUGCUCCUGGGGGAAGAGUGUCCGCUGAAAGUAGACGGGGGAGGAAGAAAGUGACAAGGAUGGUGGUCGUCGUGGUUGUAGUUUUCGCGGUUUGCUGGUGCCCUAUUCAGAUUAUACUUCUGGUGAAAGCGUUAGACAAAUAUACAAUCACAUAUUUCACCGUCACGGCGCAGAUUGUAUCGCACGUGCUAGCGUACAUGAACAGUUGUGUAAAUCCCGUUCUGUAUGCUUUCCUGUCGGAGAAUUUCAGGGUUGCAUUUAGAAAGGUAAUGUACUGCCCACAUCCGUAUACAGACACCGGUUCCGGGCGUCCACAACCGACUAAAACAACUCGAACUGGAAAUGGAAACUCGUGUCAUGACAUAGUCUGA